AUGGAAGGACAACAGCAACAAGUUCAACAGCAACAACCUGUCGUAUCUGCUUCAGAUGCAGCACCGCCUGCAAUAUCAUCAGUUUCUCUGAAACUUCCACCCUACUGGCCCAAUGAUCCAACAUUAUGGUUCACACAGGUUGAGGCACAGUUUACAACCAGGCAUAUCAUGGUGGACGCUACGAAGUACGCGUAUUUGAUGGGCUCCUUGCAACCGGAGAUAGCCCAAGAAGUGCGCGAUCUCCUACUUCACCUGCCACAGGACAUACAAUUAAAGGAGGCAUUAAUAAAAUGGACAUCUGACUCCGAUCAAAAGCGUCUCCGACAACUUUUGACAGCGGAGGAGUUAGGAGAUCGAAAACCCUCCCAAUUAUAUCGCAGGAUGUUGCAACUGCUCGGCGACCGAACCCUUGAACCAACAAUUAUGAAGCGAUUGUUCUUAAGUCAUCUUCCAGCCAAUGUUCAGUUAAUUUUGGCUUCUGCAAAAGAUGAGCCAGAUAUGCCAGGCCUAACUACACUUGCCGACAAAAUAUUGGAGGUAUCUGCCACCUCCCCAAUAUCUGUGCCACCGCCGACUGUUUCUUCCGUCCACCCAGAGGAACUGCCCUCACAAUCUGCCACAAUUCACACACUUCAAUUGCAGAUUCAACAAUUGACCCAAAAAUUUGAAUCUUGGCAAGCGGAUCAACGAUCUCGACCCAGAAGCGGAAGCCGAAAUCGCAGUCGAUCAUAUGGUCGCAAUCGCUCUUCAUCGCGCAAUCGCUCUUCAUGA
Molecule: messenger RNA, 771 nt
Organism: Anneissia japonica
Lineage: Eukaryota; Metazoa; Echinodermata; Crinoidea; Comatulida; Comatulidae
Exons: 1
Coding region: 1-771 (256 amino acids)
Source: RefSeq, a predicted model, not a curated record